This is a messenger RNA of Fusarium venenatum, 519 nucleotides long. NCBI's taxonomy places the organism in Eukaryota, Fungi, Ascomycota, Sordariomycetes, Hypocreales, Nectriaceae. The record is from RefSeq and is a predicted model, not a curated record.
AUGACUGGUCCGCCAGUCAUAACAAAGUAUCGCAGAGUGCUGCCUUAUGAGCUGAUGUCUGGCCUGGGGUACGAGCCACUCUACGCUGUCGCUCCCGCUCCCGCUACGCUUUCGCCUUCCAUUACAGAGACGUAUUUCCCAUAUCUCCUAGAAAUCCUUGAGCGGGAUUCCUCAGCUUUGAAGCGGCGAAAACGGAAUUGUAGGAUGUACUAUGAGGAGAUGACUACGGACGGACUCAGUGAGUGCGAGCUCCCUAAAGAUGAAACUGGUAUCGCCUACGUGGCCUACAUUCUCCCGUAUAGGCAGGCAUAUCUUUGGCCUUUCCUAUGUGACAAGAAGUACCACAAAGAUGACCUCGCAUUUGGCACAAUUAUCUCGGCCCCCUAUUACAGUCAGAAACGAGACGACACUAUUUCGACAUAUGACUACAACACAGGAGUCACAGCCUUUGAUGCUGUUUACUCCAAGCAUCGCAAAAUGGUCAUCAUCGAGUGUUGGGCAGAGCAUGUAGUCUGCUGA